UGUCGCGCUUAACCGGCGCGCGUGGUCCGACCUGUCGCGCCGUUCUCUCUCGCGGAGAAGCGAUCGGAGUGUAGUGAUCACCCAGGAUCGAGCGGAUCGAGUAUUUAUAGCGAGGUAAAUCGCGUCUGAUAUUCUUAUCAGAGUAAUGACAAUGCGGUGUCGGGCGUCGUCGAUCGUCGUCGCGGUCGCGCUUCUGAUCGUCCUGCUGGACGGUGCGAUCGGCAAGAUGCGGGUCGCCUACCGAUGGAAGCAGAUCGAUUACGAGUGGCCGAACAACGACAUUAAGAGGCUCUUCCCGGACUACAAGCAGGAAGACAAUCUGCCCUUGGGUCUGGAGGUGGCCGGCGAUCGACUCUUCAUCACGGUGCCGAGAUGGAGACAGGGAGUUGCCGCCAGUCUCAAUUACAUUAGACUUAACGACACGCGCGAAUCGCCACCCCUGAUUCCGUAUCCCUCCUGGGAGGCCCAUCAGUACGGCGCCGCCGGCGUGCCGGAGAUCGUUUCGACGUUUCGCGUGCGCGCCGACCGUUGCAACCGGCUCUGGGUCCUGGACACGGGACUGACGGACAUCCUGGGUAGCCCCGAGCAGCAGGUGCCGCCGACGUUGAUCGUCUACGACCUGACGACCGACCGCGUGCUGCGCAAAUACGUGAUACCGUCCGACCAGAGGACCACCGAUUCCCUGUUCGCCAACAUCGCCGUCGAGGACUACUCGUGCGAGGACUCGUACGGCUACCUGGGCGACCUCGGCGGCCCGGGUCUCGUCGUCUACUCCUGGAACCUCCGCAGGUCCUGGCUCGUCAAGCACCACUCCUUCCAUCCGGAUCCGAAGGGCGGAGAAUUCAAUGUGUCGGGAGUAUGGUUCGAAUGGAACGACGGCCUGUUCGGGAUGGCUCUCGCGCCGACUGGUGAUGGCUACAGCACCAUGUACUAUCAUGCACUCUCCAGCGGCAUGGAAUUUUCCGUCAGUACGAGAUUGUUGCGUGAUCCUCAGCGUGCCAGUAACGCAGAAACGUCCUACGAGUUCCAAACGCUGGGCUCGCGCGGCCCCAACGGCCAGAGUAGCGUCAGCUUCCUGGAUCCAAAGACCGGAGUUCUCUUUUACGCGCUUUCGAAUUUAAACACUAUCGCCUGUUGGAGACCGCAAAAUCAAUUCAUGGUACAGCAACAGGGCUACGUCUACCAGGAUAACGUCACCAUGAUUUUCCCCAAUGAUCUUAAGGUUGACCGGAACGGCAACAUAUGGGUCCUCUCCGACAGAUUGCCUGCCUUCAUGUACUCGCGACUGAACCUGAAUGACUAUAACUUCAGGAUACUCAUGGGAUCGACCGAGCAACUCAUCAUGGGCACGGUCUGCGACUCGUCUUCGAUUUACCGCACGACGACGAUGCACGAUUACAGGGACCACAUGGAUCACUUCAACAAUCACAUUGAUCAUAAAGAUCACACGAUGCACUUAACGCCCAGAAUCGGCGGGAACUCUGCCGGUUCCACGAAGUUAGAGAUCGCGACCAUGAUGUUGUUGAUAUGCCUAAGCAAAGUUUUCGUUUGAGGGGCGAGAAUUGGAAAAUUUUGGGGAUGAAAAUAAAAAUAGUAGAAUUAAAGCGAACAUAAGAGUAAAAUUAAAAGCAAAUGUAGAUAGAAAUAGAAAGAGAGAGAGAGGAUAUAUAAGGGAGAAGAAGAAGAAUAUGUGGAAUAUUCAUUAUAUAUUAACGUUAUUUCUUUUUUAUAAAAUGAGAUUUCCGUAAUUUAGAAUAAUCUUCACUGAAGUAACGGAAUUGAUUGAACAAAAUUUUAUUGAUAUAGAAUAUAGAAUUCUUUUCUGUUAGAUAAAAAUAUGGGAAAACGAUAAAUAUUUAUUUAACCGUCACGAAAUCAGAGCUAUUAACACUAUAUUGUCGGAAACUUAUUUAUUAUCACAUCUAAUUGCCUCACUCGAGCCAAUCUUGUAAAAGUCCGAGAAAUGUAGCGUAUUAAUAAUCACUUUAAUUAUAAUCCUAUAAUAAUAUAUUUUUUUUAUUAUUAUAAAUGUAUAUGUGUACCUAUUUUUAGAAAGAUUCUGAUUGUAGUAAAAAGAAAAAUACAUAAAGGAUUGGUAUAAAUUAAUUUUGAUCGCGAUCUAAUGAAUAACGGACUGAUAAUGAUUGGACGGUUUUCUGCACGUGCACAGUACAAGCGCUUUCUGAUUAGACAGUUUGUUUCCUCGUUUGUUAAUUCCGCCGAGGAAACAUUUCUCUCCUUCGAGUAUACUACUGUUAUCUACUCUCGCUAAAACUGCCAUUAUAUUUACGUGUCAGAUGUAAUGUAAUAUAUACCAUGAGAAAAAAAAAGAAGUCUCCAAUCAAGCAA
Messenger RNA from Wasmannia auropunctata (little fire ant), 2349 nucleotides. RefSeq names its product protein yellow (gene yellow-b). The transcript has 6 exons. Gene Ontology annotation, cellular component: extracellular region. Lineage: Eukaryota; Metazoa; Arthropoda; Insecta; Hymenoptera; Formicidae. The coding region runs from base 146 to 1552 and encodes 468 amino acids. The record is from RefSeq and is a predicted model, not a curated record.